Messenger RNA from Saprolegnia diclina VS20, 609 nucleotides. RefSeq lists its product as hypothetical. The transcript is spliced from 5 exons. Gene Ontology annotation, cellular component: nucleus. The record is from RefSeq and is a predicted model, not a curated record. Gene Ontology annotation, molecular function: protein serine/threonine kinase activity. The coding region runs from base 1 to 609 and encodes 202 amino acids. Gene Ontology annotation, biological process: telomere maintenance; protein phosphorylation; DNA damage checkpoint signaling. Lineage: Eukaryota; Oomycota; Saprolegniomycetes; Saprolegniales; Saprolegniaceae.
AUGCUUAACGACUGGUUCGAUCGAUGGGAGAGCGUGGACAUCGAUGCGCGCCUCAAGAUGCUGGCCGAUGGCCCCAUCACGCUCCCGCAGUGGUUCCUGACAAAGUUCCCGGACCCGUAUGCGUGGUACCAAAGCCGCCUCCAGUACACGCGCACACUGGCGUCAUCGUCCGUGCUUGGCGUGGUCAUGGGUCUCGGUGACCGCCAUGCCGGCAACUUUCUCCUCAACACGAUGAACGGUGGCGUUGUCUACAUCGAUUUCGGCAUUGUCUUCGACCACAACUUCGACGGCGCGACGGAGCACAUUGAGGCCGUGCCAAUUCGCCUCACGCGCAACCUCGUUGCCGCGCUUGGGCCGAGCGGCGCGGGCGGCUUCUUUGCCAUGGCGUGCGCCGAGACGCUCGAGCACCACGUGACGAUGCAGCGCCUUCUCGCGAGCGACCCGGUCGUCGCGCCACAGAGCGUGCCAUACACGGAGGCCCGCUUGAAUACCAUCAUGCCGCUUCGCAACGUGUCCAUCUCGAUGACGAUGAUCGACGACAUCAUCGCGGCGGCCACAGACCCGCAGUCCCUGGCGGUCAUGCCCUCGAACUGGGUUCCGUGGUUUUAG